Molecule: messenger RNA, 3230 nt
Organism: Lucilia sericata (common green bottle fly)
Lineage: Eukaryota; Metazoa; Arthropoda; Insecta; Diptera; Calliphoridae
Product: dynein heavy chain 7, axonemal-like
Biological process (GO): microtubule-based movement
Cellular component (GO): dynein complex
Molecular function (GO): dynein intermediate chain binding; dynein light intermediate chain binding; minus-end-directed microtubule motor activity
Source: RefSeq, a predicted model, not a curated record
AAACGCUCGCCGUUGGCCUCUUAUGAUAGAUCCGCAAGGACAAGCCAAUAAAUGGAUUAAAAAUCUUGAAAAGAAUAAUCGUCUAUGUGUAAUACGUCUAAAUCAACCCGAUUAUACCAGAGUACUAGAAAAUGCUAUACAAUUUGGUUUGCCUGUGCUUCUAGAGAAUAUAGGAGAAGAAUUAGAUCCAUUACUUGAAUCGAUUUUACUUAAGCAACUAUUCAAGCAAGGCGGUACACUAUGUAUUAAACUGGGCGACUCGGUUAUAGAAUAUAAUCACAGUUUUAAAUUCUAUAUGACUACGAAAUUACGCAAUCCCCACUAUUUACCAGAAGUCGCGGUUAAGGUAACGCUACUUAAUUUUAUGAUUACCACACAAGGUUUACAAGAUCAGCUAUUGGGCAUAACGGUAGCUAGAGAACGACCCGAUUUGGAGGCUGAAAAGAAUACACUUAUUGUACAGGGUGCAGAAAAUAAGCGCAUGCUCAAAGAAACUGAAGAUCAAAUAUUGGAAGUACUUUCGUCAGCUGAAAACAUUUUAGAGGAUGAAACUGCUGUACAAAUUCUAAGCUCAUCAAAGGCCUUGGCCAAUGACAUCAAUGAGAAACAGAUUAUAACCGAAGCCACCGAAAAACAAAUUGAUAUUGCUCGCUUGAGUUAUGUACCAAUAGCGGAGCAUUCAACAAUAUUAUUUUUUACUAUUGUUGAAUUGGCCAAUAUUGAUCCAAUGUAUCAGUACAGUUUGGCAUGGUUUGUCUCACUGUUCACAGCAUCCAUUGAUAAUACGGAAAAAGUUGAUGACAUAACGGAGCGUCUAAACGAUUUACGGGCACAUUUUACAUAUAGUCUGUACGUGAAUAUAUGUCGCAGUUUGUUUGAGAGAGAUAAACUAUUAUUUUCAUUAAUUUUGAAUAUAAAUCUUAUGAAAUCAGAGGGUAAAAUCGAUAAUGCCGAAUGGAUGUUUCUGCUAACGGGCGGCAUAGGUUUGGACAACCCACACAAAAAUCCAGCCAAAUGGUUGGGCAUACAAAGUUGGAAUGAAAUAUGCCGUUUAUCGGAGUUGAGUAAUUUCAAAGGAUUACGUGAAGAUGUGGUGACUAAUAUAGAGCAAUGGAAAUUGCUAUUUGACUCGGCCACACCACAAGAUAAUGAGGCCAUUCCUGUGCCAUGGCAAAAACGUUUGACUUUGUUUCAGAAAUUAUUGCUGCUGAGAGUUUUUAGACCCGAUAAAUUAGUGCCUGCUAUAUUGGGUUUUGUGGCCUCGGAAAUGGGUGAAAAGUUUGUAGAACCUCCCCAAUUUGAUUUGGCCGCCUCAUUUGCUGAUUCUCAUUGCUGUAUACCUCUGAUAUUUAUAUUGACUCCUGGUUCAGAUCCUACUGCUACCUUAUUGAAAUUCGCUGAUGAACAGGGUUUUGGCAGUAAUCGUUUGUUCUUAUCUUUGGGCCAAGGUCAGGGACCCAUAGCGGUUAAAAUGAUAGAUGAAGGUGUAAAAUUGGGCAAUUGGGUGGUUUUACAAAAUUGUCAUUUAGCCAAAAGCUUUAUGCCUCAACUGGAAAAGAUUUGUGAGGGCAUGGUACCCGAUUCCACACAUCCCGAUUUUCGUUUAUGGCUGACUUCCUAUCCGGCAGAACAUUUCCCGGUUGUGGUAUUGCAAAAUGGCAUAAAAAUGACCAAUGAACCACCCAAAGGUUUAAGGUCCAAUGUGGUGCGUUCUAUGCUGUCAGAUCCCAUUUCAGAUCCGGAGUGGUAUGAGUCUUGUAAACAAAAUCAAACCUUUAAGCAGCUCAUAUAUUCCCUAUGCUUCUUUCAUGCGGUUAUACAAGAGCGUCGCUACUUUGGGCCCAUAGGCUGGAAUAUACCCUAUGAAUUCAAUGAAACCGAUUUGCGUAUAAGUUUAAUGCAACUGAAAAUGUUUUUGGAUCAAUAUGAGGGGGUCAACUAUGAUGCCUUGAGAUAUUUAACGGGAGAAUGUAAUUAUGGUGGCCGUGUUACCGAUGAUUGGGAUCGUCGUACUUUGAAGACUAUACUUAAUAGAUAUUAUUGUCCGGAGGUGUUGGAUCUAGAGACGCCAUUUUAUUUUGAUGAUAAGCAGAUUUAUUAUAUACCAGUGUUCAAGGAAGUGGAAAAUUAUAUCAACUAUACCAAGGAGUUACCGCAACAGACUGUACCGGCCAUAUUUGGUUUUCAUGCUAAUGCGGAUAUUAUGAAGGAUCAACAGGAAACGGAUAUGUUGUUAAGUCAUACUCUAUUAACACAGCGGGCCGAUGCUAAUGAUGAUGCCGAGGGCGGCGGAGAACGUUUGUCACCCGAAGAGGUUGUCAUAAAUGUAGCCACCGAUAUUUUGCAACGUUUACCCAAAGAUUUUGAUCGUGAUGCAGCGCUCUAUCGUUAUCCUACCAGUUAUCAUCAGAGCAUGACGGUGUUAGUUCAGGAAAUGGUACGUUUUAAUGUCCUCUUAUCGACAAUACGUUAGUUGGUUACAUUACGCAAAGCUAUUAAAGGUUUAGUUGUAAUGUCUGCCGCUUAUGAAUCGGUUUACAAAUCGAUUUUAAUCAGUAAAAUUCCUGCUAUGUGGGCUUCCAAAUCCUACCCCAGUCUAAAGCCUUUAGGUGCUUACAUCACUGACUUCCUGCGUCGUUUAGCAUUUUUACAGAAAUGGUACGAAGAAGGUCCACCCACCACCUAUUGGCUUUCGGGAUUUUUCUUUACUCAAGCAUUCCUAACUGGAGCACAACAGAAUUUUGCCCGAAAAUAUGUUAUACCCAUCGAUUUACUCGUUUUCGACUAUGAAGUCUUGCGUAUUGAAGAAGAUCAAAUUGCCGGUGUAAAUGCACCCGAAGAUGGUGUUUAUGUUUAUGGUAUAUUUCUAGAAGGAGCCAGAUGGGAUCGCAUUGAAAACUAUUUAGCUGAAUCACAUCCACGUGAACUGUUCGAUCGUAUGCCUUUAAUAUGGAUGAAACCAGUAAAGAAAUCCGAUCUUAAAGCUAGACAUAUUUAUGUAUGUCCUCUCUACAAAACGGCCGAAAGGCGUGGUGUACUCUCUACCACGGGUCACAGUACAAAUUUUGUGGUUGGCAUGCUUUUGGAAUGUAAUCCAAACACAGAUACUUCACAUUGGAUUAUUAGGGGGACAGCUUUGUUGUGUCAGUUGAGUUUUUAGUUUCAAAUUUUUCAGUGUAUUUUGUUUUCUUUAACAAAUUAUUUUAUUUUUUAAUAAAUAUUGAAUUUGU